This is a messenger RNA of Pyrus x bretschneideri (Chinese white pear), 349 nucleotides long. RefSeq names its product elongation factor Ts-like. The annotation marks the transcript as partial. Gene Ontology annotation, biological process: mitochondrial translational elongation. Gene Ontology annotation, molecular function: translation elongation factor activity. The record is from RefSeq and is a predicted model, not a curated record. Lineage: Eukaryota; Viridiplantae; Streptophyta; Magnoliopsida; Rosales; Rosaceae. The transcript has a single exon. Gene Ontology annotation, cellular component: mitochondrial matrix.
AUGUAUGUGGGUUUCCUCCACCACCAGAACUUGGUUUAUGAUCGAACAAUGCAAGUCAUGGCCUGCCCUGAGGUGCAAUAUCUAUCCAUCAAAGCCAUUCCGAAGAGCAUUGUACACAAGGAAAAAAAGCUUGAGAGGCUGAGGGAGGACCUUCUGUCCAAACCCGAGAACAUUAGGGAGAGAAUUGUGGAUAGGAGGAUCUCAAAGAAGCUUAGGGAUCUGUCUCUUUUAGAGCAACCUUUCAUUAAAGAUGAUAGUCUUUUGGUGAAAGACAUAGUGAAGCAGAUCGUAGCUGCUCAUGGUGAGAACAUAAAAAUUCGCAGAUAUUAUCAACCUUUGAGUGUGGAGG